Protobothrops mucrosquamatus (brown spotted pit viper) is the source of this 486-nucleotide messenger RNA. It is a transcript of the gene PLLP, whose product is annotated as plasmolipin. Gene Ontology annotation, biological process: myelination. Bases 1 to 441 code for a protein of 146 amino acids. The record is from RefSeq and is a predicted model, not a curated record. NCBI's taxonomy places the organism in Eukaryota, Metazoa, Chordata, Lepidosauria, Squamata, Viperidae. Gene Ontology annotation, cellular component: membrane. Gene Ontology annotation, molecular function: structural constituent of myelin sheath. The transcript is spliced from 4 exons.
AUGUCACUCCUAGCCCUUCUCUUUGUGCUGGGCUGCUUGGUGUGGGCCCUGAUUGCCAACACGUACUACCAACCCUAUCCAUCCUAUGGCUGGGUGAUGUUUGUAGCGAUCUUCUUCUGGAUGGUGACGGUCAUUCUCUUUGUGAUGUAUCUGUUUCAGCUUCAGUUGAAACUCUACAUGAUCCCUUGGCCUAUUGUGCUUGUGGUGUUAAAUGUCUCAGCCUCCAUCAUGUAUGCAACAGCUUUCAUAACCAGCGCUGCAUCGGUUGAACCAUACUCCUGGCCCCAUUCCCCGGACUACAACAAAAGGGCUGCAGCCUCGUUCUUUGCCUGCCUGGUGAUGAUCGGCUACGGGGUCAGUUCCUGCCUCAGCAUCCGAGCCUGGAGGGGUUACGGAAGCAACGCAGCCACCAGUCAAGCGAGCAUCUCCAAUCACGCCUAAAGAACUGUGGAUCCUUCUGAAUCAACAGGGGCCAAGCUGGCUGGC